Molecule: messenger RNA, 1812 nt
Organism: Juglans regia (Persian walnut)
Lineage: Eukaryota; Viridiplantae; Streptophyta; Magnoliopsida; Fagales; Juglandaceae
Exons: 7
Coding region: 1-1812 (603 amino acids)
Source: RefSeq, a predicted model, not a curated record
AUGGAAUGUGGAUGUGGCAAUAUGAUAGAGGUGAUGCAAGUGGAAGCUUUGGUUGAGCCAACCAAUUGUUCUCUUUAUGUUUCGGAUCCUGAGGAGGAGGAGCAGGAUAUAAACUUGGCUAUUAAUAAGGGGUAUGAGUCUGAUAGUAUUCAUGGAAAUACUAGUAGUUCGAAGUUGAAGGCUUUGCUGGAUCUGGUGGAGUUUGGUGUGGGCGAUCAUCCUUGGUUGGUUCUUGGUGAUUUUGAUAUCAUCAGAGAAGACAAGGAACAAGUUGGGGGGCGUCUGCGUUCAAGCCUGGCCAUGGAAGAGUUUAAUGCAUGCAUUGAUGCAUGUGGUUUCGUCGAAUUAUCUCACUAUGCGAAUCUAGAAUAUCUUAAUCGUAAGUCCUCGGAUCAUAGUCCUCUGGUGGUGAAGUUAUCACUUUUCUCUCCCAGAUAUGGGCCAUCUCCUUUUAAAUUCCAAAGCAUGUGGUGCUUGAAUGAUACAUUUCAAAGUUGUGUGAAGGAUGCGUGGGAGAGGCCUUUGGAAGGAAGGCUGGAAAGCUUGGAAUCCCAACUUCAGUCAAAUUACUCGGAGGAUAUUGAGUCUGAGUAUCUUAUAUCCAAGCUGGAGCUAGAGGUGUGGGAAAAGAGAGAAAAAGCCCGAUUGGCUCAGAUAGUGAAGAAGAAAUGGUUGAAGGAGGGGGAUAAGAACUCAAAAUUUUUCCAUGCGGUGGUUAACCAAAGACGACGGAGUUCAGUCAUUUCACAGAUGGUCCUUGAGAAUGGGACGGUGCUGAGCUCGCCAGAAGCAGUACAUGCGGGAGCCGUGGAGUAUUUUCGGGAGUUUUUAUCAGAGCCUAUGGAAAUGGAUAGGGUGGCAGAUUCAAAAAGCUUUGAGAAAUUUUGGCCUAUCAGUCUUUGUUCAGUGACAUAUAAGAUAUUCUCAAAGAUCAUUGUUUCACGGUUGACGCGUAUUUUGCCAAGGCUGAUUUCUCUUGAACAAGGGGCAUUCAUUCCAGGGCGUAGUAUUUUUGAAAAUAUAUCUCUUGCUCAAGAGAUGGUGCAAGGUUUGAAGAAGAAGACCUGGGGAGGAAAUGUUAUGGUCAAGAUUGAAAUGGCGAAAGCAUAUGAUCGAGAGGUUUUAUCUCGUUUGCUUAGACAGAAAUUUGAGAGUGGAGGUAUUGGAAAAUUUUACCACCCAAGGGGGUCUCCGUUGGUUUCACAUUUGCUUAUUGCAAGGUGGCGUCGAUUAUUACGAAGUACUAGCUUUCGGGAGGGUCAUUUCCCUGUGACUUACUUGGGGGCCCCAUUGGUGGAGGGAAGGUUGAAGGCUAGUUAUUUGGAGUCGAUGGCUAAAAUAAGAGCAAAAGUUGCAGGUUGGAAGGCCCAGUUAUUAUCACAAGGGGGACGACUAGUUCUGUUAAAGCAUGUACUAACAAGCAUGGCUUCCCACCUUUUAGCUGUUAUGGAUGUUCCAAAAGUGGUCAUUGCCAAGCUAAAUAAUAUUCUAUCGACCUUUUUCUGGGGUGAACAUGGAGGCAAGGCUAAGACGAAAUGGUGUGCUUGGGAUCGGAUCAACAAGCCAACUAAUGAAGGGGGUUUGGGAUUGAGAAGUUUUUUGGAAGUGCAGAGGGCCAUGCAUAUGAAAUUGGCAUGGUCCCUUUUGUCAACUAAAUCUUUGUGGGCUCGAUUUAUGCAGCAAAAAUAUGGAAAGGGUAGGCAUUUAUCUCUGGUGGUCUCUAUGCAUGCAAGUUCUCGGUUAUGGAGAUCAAUUGUCUCUAUUUUGCCAGAAAUUUGUGUGUUUUCAAAAGUGAAGGUGAAUAAGGGUUGA